AUGAACCUCGUAGAAUGGGCGUUCGGAAAGCGCAUGACCCCCGCGGAACGACUGCGAAAACACCAGCGAGCACUAGAGAAGACGCAACGCGAGCUCGACCGCGAGCGCACCAAGCUCGAACAGCAAGAGAAGAAGCUCGUCGCGGACAUCAAGAAGAAUGCGAAGCAGGGGCAGAUGGGAGCGGUGAAGGUGCAGGCGAAAGAUUUGGUGCGCACGAGGCGGUACAUCACCAAGUUCUACCAGAUGCGCACACAGCUUCAGGCGAUUAGUCUGAGGAUACAGACCGUGCGAAGCAACGAGCAGAUGAUGCAGAGUAUGCGAGGCGCCACGCAGCUUCUGGGCAGCAUGAACCGACAGAUGAACCUCCCGGCCCUGCAGCGCAUAGCGAUGGAGUUUGAGAAAGAGAACGAUAUUAUGGAUCAGCGGCAGGAAAUGAUGGACGAUGCUAUUGACGAUGUGACGGGCUUGGAGGACGAAGAGGAGGGCGAGGAGGUGGUCAAUCAAGUGCUGGACGAGAUUGGUGUCGAUUUGAACCAGACGCUGGGAGAGACACCACAAGGCUUACAGACGAACGCUGUGGCCGAAGGCAAGGUCGCGCAAGCAAUCGGUGGUGGAGCAGAUCCUGGAGACGAUGACCUACAGGCACGACUCAACAGCCUUCGGAGGUAG
This is a messenger RNA of Neohortaea acidophila, 669 nucleotides long. Its product is annotated as Snf7-domain-containing protein. The coding region runs from base 1 to 669 and encodes 222 amino acids. Gene Ontology annotation, cellular component: ESCRT III complex; multivesicular body. Gene Ontology annotation, biological process: late endosome to vacuole transport; endosome transport via multivesicular body sorting pathway; protein transport. The record is from RefSeq and is a predicted model, not a curated record. Lineage: Eukaryota; Fungi; Ascomycota; Dothideomycetes; Mycosphaerellales; Teratosphaeriaceae. The transcript has 4 exons.